Molecule: messenger RNA, 949 nt
Organism: Jaculus jaculus (lesser Egyptian jerboa)
Lineage: Eukaryota; Metazoa; Chordata; Mammalia; Rodentia; Dipodidae
Product: olfactory receptor 502-like
Exons: 1
Coding region: 2-949 (315 amino acids)
Biological process (GO): sensory perception of smell; G protein-coupled receptor signaling pathway
Cellular component (GO): membrane
Molecular function (GO): G protein-coupled receptor activity; olfactory receptor activity; odorant binding
Source: RefSeq, a predicted model, not a curated record
CAUGGAUUUCCUGGCAGAUGGGAACCACACUACAGUGACAGAAUUCAUUUUACUGGGCUUAACUGAUGACCCAGUCCUGCGAGUCUUCCUCUUCAUUGUCAUACUGGGCAUCUACCUGGUGACUGUAUCGGGAAACCUCUGCAUAGUCCUUCUCAUCAGGGUCUCUUCUCAGCUCCAUCACCCCAUGUACUUUUUCCUGAGCCACUUGGCUUUUGCUGACAUAAGCUUUUCAUCUUCUGUCACACCCAACAUGCUUGUGAACUUCCUGGUGGAGAGGAACACCAUCUCCUACCUGGGAUGUGGCAUCCAGCUUGGCGCAGCUACAUUUUUUGGGGCAGUGGAGUGUUCCCUUCUGGCUGCCAUGGCCUAUGAUCGCUUUGUGGCCAUCUGCAACCCACUACUUUAUUCAUCCAAAAUGUCCACACGAGUCUGUGUCUGGUUGCUUGCAGUAGCGUAUUUAUGUGGUUGUCUUAAUGCUUCCUCCUUCACUUUUUCCUUCUUUUCUUUUGUCUUCUGUGCAUCAAACAGAGUGAAUCAUUUUUUCUGUGAUUUUGCUCCAUUAUUAGAACUCUCUUGUUCUGACGUCACCAUCCUGGAGGACACUUGCUCAUUUUCUGCUGGCUCCAUCAUUGAGCUGACAGUUAUUGCCAUAGCCAUCUCCUACAUCUACAUCCUCAUCACCAUCCUGAAGAUGCGCUCCAUGGAGGGCCGCCACAGGGCCUUCUCCACCUGUGCCUCCCACCUCACUGCGGUCACUCUGUUCUAUGGGACUGUUACAUUCAUUUAUGUGAUGCCCAAGUCCAGCUUCACCACUGACCAGAACAAGGUGGUGUCUGUGUUCUACAUGGUGGUGAUCCCCAUGUUGAACCCCCUCAUCUACAGCCUGAGGAAUAAUGAGAUUAAAGGUGCUCUGAAGAGAGAACUUGGCAGGAAAAUAUUUUCCUUGUGA